AUGCCUAUAAAUAGCUGGGGUUUACCCUUUUGCUGUCCAGUUUAUCUACAAAUAAAUUCCAUUGACAGGGAUAGUUUUCCUCAUUUGAUCUGAAGAUUUCUGACUGUGUGGAUUUUAACCAUGCAUCCAAAUAUCUCUCUGCCUAUCCAGUUUGUUGGAUUCAGUCGUUUUUUGCAAAGCAAAAACCAUAUAAUAAUUAAUGUCCAAAUGAAAUGGAUCAAAACUGAUGAAGAACAAUUCCUGGCUCUUCCUUCUUCAGGAACCACCAAAUAGACAACAGAACGCAAACGCUGAGUCGGACAUUUUGAACCAAUUGCAUGUUUUGCAGGCACGUAUCGAGAACCUUGAAGCUAUCAACAAUCGAGGGUUGUCGGUGGCGACCGAAUUGCAUGAUGAUUCAGUGGAUUUGCCAGCAAAGGAAGGCAAUGAUUUUCCCUUAUCUGAAUUUUUGAAAGAGAGAAGAGUAAAACGAAGGGUUUUUAAGAAAGGUCCUAAAGGAAAAAGAAGACACAAACCAAAGACUCUAGAAGCUACCCAGAUUGAAGGAGAAAUAGACAAUGAUGCGAUAGCAAAUAACCACUGGGCUUACGAAACUCUUUCAGGAACAUUUCACAAAUGGCAGUACGCAGAUUGGUUUUUUAAAAGCAAUGCGGAUGAUAAACAUUUUAAACUGCACUUCGGGAACGGUACACUAGAGGUGAUGCAACCAGGGUUGUACCUUUUGUAUUCUCAGAUAACUUUAAAAGGAAAUGGGACACAAGGAUAUCACGUUAUGAGGAAUGACAAGGAUCCAAUCUUAGCAUGCUAUUCGAACAACAUGAUGCUGCAUGAGGAGGACAAGACUUCUUGUUUUACGAUGGGCAUGUUUAAACUCGACAAAAGGGACAUCAUUUCUGUCAAACACAUUUCUACAUCGGGGGUUCGAGCCGUUUUUACUUCCAAUGCUUCCUUUUUUGGUCUUGUGAGGCUAGGAAGGUUCAAUAAGAGAGGUGUUGUCCUGGCUGUUUAACGUGAAAAAUAAGGAACAUUUAUAUUUUGAUUGCAAGAUAUACUUUUUACGAAUAAAAUGCAACUGCAAAUGUUGGCAUAAACUUAGUUGCAUUUCAAAACAUUUCAUUUUUCAUUUGUGAAAAUGUUGUAAAAGCUUCAUACUUUAAUCUACCUCAGUCAUUCAAUUGUAAAUAAGUUACUUAAUCGUUUAUUUUAUAUCAAGAUUGUAAAUAGUGUUAAAUGUUUGUUAUUGUUUUUGCUUAAUAUGAAAUAAAUAACGGAUUAAAAA
Molecule: messenger RNA, 1279 nt
Organism: Magallana angulata
Lineage: Eukaryota; Metazoa; Mollusca; Bivalvia; Ostreida; Ostreidae
Exons: 8
Coding region: 227-1009 (260 amino acids)
Biological process (GO): immune response
Cellular component (GO): membrane
Molecular function (GO): tumor necrosis factor receptor binding; receptor ligand activity
Source: RefSeq, a predicted model, not a curated record